This is a messenger RNA of Psylliodes chrysocephalus, 2868 nucleotides long. NCBI's taxonomy places the organism in Eukaryota, Metazoa, Arthropoda, Insecta, Coleoptera, Chrysomelidae. The record is from the annotation of a GenBank genome assembly.
GUUUGUCUGCUAGGCUAGUAAAUUGUAGGUUAUGUUAUGAAAUUAAAAAUAAUAGCUAUUAUUUUUCAAUGGCUAUUAUGACUUCAAAUGACUGCUAAUGCAGUUUUAAAUUAACAAAACGCAACAUUUGGUUAUUUUCCAUUUAACAUGGACAACAGUGGGGUGAUAUUUCACCCUAUUAUUAAUUCUAUUCAAAGAAUGGCUCUUUAUGAAACUAAAUCAAAAUUCUACUUAGUCGGAUCGAAUAAUACACAAACUAGAUUUAGAGUUCUAAAAAUUGAUCGAAUGGAAGCCAAGGAUUUAGAAAUAUAUGAUGAUAAAGUUGAAUACACUGCAGAAGAAAUUCAUAAUUUAAUUAGUAUGAUAGAGUCUGGAAACAGAAGAGCAGGAGGAGGUUUUUCCAAAGUUAUAUCUGCUUUUGGUAUUGUAGGAUUUAUAAAAUUUCUUGAGGGAUAUUACAUAAUUUUAAUAACAAAACGCAGAAAAGUGGCUCUUAUUGGUCACCAUACUAUAUACAAAAUAGAAGAUACGGCUAUGGUGUACAUUCCGCAUGAAACUGUGAGAGUGGUUCAUUCAGAUGAGGCGAGAUAUGUAAAGAUGUUCCAGAAUAUUGAUUUAGCAAGUAAUUUCUAUUAUAGUUACAGUUACGAUUUAACCCAUACACUCCAAUACAAUUUAACUAGUCCUAAAAGGUUCGCUCCAAAUAGUGAAACGGAAGAAAAAGAAUUUAACUUGAAUGAUGAUGAUCUUUCUUCGUCUGUGAUAUCAAAUUCUUCGAACUCCGAAACCCAGAAUUUCGGCGUCAGAACUCAACCGCACAAGAAAUUUGUUUGGAAUUUGCAUUUAUUAAGCGAUAACGUUAAAACGGAACUCCAUCCGGACUGGUUACUGUACAUAAUCCACGGUUUCAUUGGUCAGUCGAACAUAAAAGUCUUCGGCCGUUCUAUAUUCGUUACGCUUAUAGCCCGACGAUCUUGCAGAUACGCGGGAACGAGGUUCCUAAAACGAGGUGCAAAUUUUCAGGGCGACGUCGCCAAUGAGGUCGAAACCGAGCAAAUGGUGCACGAUACUAGCACGUUAUUUUUCAACAAAAGUCACUUUACUUCGUUUGUGCAAAUGAGAGGCUCGAUACCAGGUCAUUGGAAGCAAGAAAUGGGCAAGAUGGUGGCCAAACCGGCAAUAACUAUCGACUUCUACGAUCCUUUUGCCGAAACGGCCGGCGCCCAUUUCAACGAGCUAUUGAAACGCUACGGCGCGCCCAUAAUAAUUUUAAAUUUAGUCAAGCAGCGCGAACGAAAAAAACAAGAACGAUUGCUGAGCGACGAACUCAGCUCGGCCGUUAAGUAUUUGAAUCAAUUUCUGCCGUGCGAACAUCAAAUUAUUUACAAAACUUUCGAUAUGGCCAGAAAGAAUAAGAAUCACUUGGUCAACGUGAUGGAUCAUUUGGCCGAAAUCGCCCGACUGGCCGUCACGAAAGUCGGAAUAUUCCAGAACAAACCCAAGUUUUUUAGUCAACGAGACAGCACCGUUGUGGGACAAAACCAAAAUGGAUUCGGCUGUUUGCAAACUGGUAUCAUAAGAACGAAUUGCGUGGAUUGUUUGGAUAGGACCAAUACCGCGCAAUUUGCUAUUGGUAAAUGCGUAUUAGGUUACCAACUGUGCGCUCUAGGUAUUCUGGACACUCCUGAUCUAGAAUUCGACACAGACUGCGUACGAAUGUUAGAAUCUCUUUACGAAGAUCACGGUGACACGUUGGCUCUUCAAUAUGGCGGCUCGCAACUUGUACAUCGCAUAAAAACGUACAGAAAAACGGCACCUUGGACGUCGCAAGGCAACGACAUAAUGCAGACGUUGAGCCGAUAUUACAGUAACACAUUUUCCGAUGCCGAGAAACAGAAUGCGAUUAAUUUAUUUUUGGGACUUUUCCAACCGGAGGAGGACAGACCUCAAAUAUGGGAGUACACGACCGAUUAUUAUUUUCAUCACAAACCGAUUUUGUUUAGUUUGAAAUCACUCACGCAAUGGUGGGAUGCGGGGGUGGUGAAGAGUUUGCCUUAUGCUUAUAAUGAUUUGACCAAGGCCUGUUCCGAAUUAAUACAGGUGCAUUCCCAGGACGCUGAAAUGAUCGACACUUACGUCGAGUAUUAUAGACCAUACGAACUAACUAUGUUGAGCGAUGUGUUCGCUUUGCAACUAUCCAAUUCCAUUAGAGAUUUUAUGCCCAAUUUUACGACGAAUUACAGUCCUUUCACGUUGCGAAUUAGACCGGUGAGACGUAGGGAAGAAAACGCCAGUAAAUCGAACGCUACUGCUAUGAAAAAUCCGUCCGUUACUGGACAGAGUUCGAUGAGUUCAACAGCAUCAAGUACUAGUUCUAGUUCUGAAAACGAAGAUUCGUACGAAGACGAAGAAAGUUCGAACACAGAGUCGCCGGCUUUGUCUUCGAAAGAUGCUUCUCCUGAACCGAUCACGUUCAGAACUUUGUUUCCUACCAUGAAAGAAGUGUACGGCACCGAAUUGAAGGAACCUAGCGAAAAUGACAUGAAAAUAUAUAAAAAAUACGUCGAUAUAGGAAGAAGAGUACCAUUCGGUAACGCUAAAAGUUAUUUCGAAACAAUUUCCAGCGAUAAAUUCUCGAAGGUUUCGUCUAAAGAUUCCUGUUUCCAAGUAACGCCACCCUCCGUUUCUGCAGCAUCAAUCGAGCUUUAUAGAAAAUAUAUAGACGUGGGAAAACAUGGCGGAUUUACGCCGAAAUCUAGUGAUAUAAGUAUUUAUGAAAGAUAUACUAAGUAUAAAUAAAAAUAAUAGUCUGUAGGUAUAUUUAACUGUGAUUAUAGUUCGUCUUUAUAAAAUUUAGAGCAAAUUGCU